Molecule: messenger RNA, 1107 nt
Organism: Pichia membranifaciens NRRL Y-2026
Lineage: Eukaryota; Fungi; Ascomycota; Pichiomycetes; Pichiales; Pichiaceae
Exons: 1
Coding region: 1-1107 (368 amino acids)
Biological process (GO): proteolysis
Molecular function (GO): cysteine-type endopeptidase activity
Source: RefSeq, a predicted model, not a curated record
AUGUAUGGCAACCAACAAUACCAGAGGCCUUCUGCGCCUCCUCCAGGGAGCUCACUGCCAUUUCAGCCACCUCCGGGGCCUCCACCUCAGAUGCAGCAGCAAAGCAGAGCUAUCGACGGCAACAUGUACGGCAACAUGCAAUCACAGCCAAUCCCGGGCACAAACAUGACCCAGAACUUCCAGCUUUCGUCGUGCACAGGCAAGCGGAAAGCGCUUUUGAUCGGCAUCAACUACAUCGGCAGCAACAACGCACUUCGAGGCUGCAUCAACGACGUCAGACACAUGCAAGCGUUCUUGAUGCAGAGGGGAGGAUACAUGGAGGGCGACAUGGUCAUCCUCACGGACGACACAAACAACCCCAUGCAGGUCCCGACCAGAGAAAACAUGCUCAGAGCUAUGGAGUGGUUGGUCCGUGGCGCUGCUCCUGGAGACUCGUUGUUCUUCCACUACUCCGGCCAUGGCGGAGAGGAGAAGGACCUGGACGGUGACGAGGUCGACGGCAUGGACGAGUGCAUCUACCCGGUGGACUUCCAGCAGAGCGGGUCCAUCAUCGACGACGUGAUGCACGACAUCAUGGUCAAGCGCUUGCCGCCAGGGUGCCGGUUGACGGCCAUCUUCGACUCCUGCCACAGCGGAACCGCGCUCGACCUCCCCUUCACUUACCGGGCGCAGGACGGGGGCUUGAAGGAGUACAACAUCUGGAAGGGCACGGGGACUGACGGCGCCGAGAUCCUCAUGGGCUACGCCACGAGGAACGUCGGCAUGAUGUUCACGGGCGCCAAGUCGCUCUUCGACCGGGCGACAAACUACAAGAGCAAGAGCAAGCUGGAGGCCAUCAAGCAAAGCAAGAUGUCCCCUGCGGACGUGAUCAUGUUCUCAGGCUGCAGAGACGACCAGACCAGUGCCGACGCCAACGAGGCCGGCACCUUCACCGGCGCCAUGAGCUGGGCGUUUCUGGGAGCCAUGGCACAGCUACAACCCAACCAGCAGUACACCUAUCUCAGUCUUCUCCAGUCGGUACGGGGCAUGAUGCGCAACAGGUACACUCAGAAGCCACAACUCUCCAGUUCUCACCAGAUCGAUCCAAACGCCGUCUUCAUCUUCUGA